AUGUCGGAAGUAGGACGACCUCGCCAGAUCCGCAUCGAAUUUCCAGAGGCAGACCUCGAUCGCCUGCAGCGCAAGCUCGACGAUGCCAGACUGCCCGACUCUGAAAUCACGGGUGGUCUCAAGCCGUGGGAGUACGGCACGGACUUGGCCAAGCUUCGACAGGUGCUCAACGACUGGAAGAGCGGCAACCCGAAAGACAGCCACCGUCAACCUGUCGGAUCUCCCGGACAAGGGGUGAAAGCGUGGUGGAAGGGUGUCGAGUCGCAGCUCAACCGUUUCCCCCACUAUACGGUGCAGAUUGAGGGACUCCAAGUGCACUACCAGCACUUCAAGUCCACUGUCUCGGACGACGAGGCCGGAUCCCCGGCGAUUCCGUUGAUCUUUUCCCACGGUUGGCCUGGUUGCUUCACCGAAGGGUUCCACUUUGCGUCCAGGCUGGUCGAAUCACGAGCUCCACAUUUCGAAGUGAUCGUGCCGAGCCUGCCUGGCUACGGUCUGUCGCAAGCACCACUGAAGAAAGGAUGGACACUACAGGACACCGCGAGGGUGUUUGAUACGUUGAUGACAUCCGUUCUUGGUUUCAAGUCGUACAUGGCCCAAGGUGGCGAUUUCGGAUCCGUGAUCACUCGCUUCUUGGCCAACAGUCCGCACUGCAAGAUUGCGCACCUCAACUUUGCUCCUCCUCAGCCCCCUCUUUGGAGCAUUCCAGCUUUAGCGCUCGAGCAUGCAGGGUUCAAAGGCAUCGCAUCCAGAGCUCUCGGACUGCUUGGCUACCAUCCGCAAGAAGUGCUUGGCAUCCGACGUGGCCUUGAAUAUUCUGACUUAGGCCAUGCUUACACCAAAAUUCAAGGCACCCAACCGUCGACCCUCGGAUACGGCCUGUACGACAAUCCCGCGGGCAUCCUUUCUUGGAUUCUCGAAAAGUUCCACGCCUGGUCCGACCCUAGGUGUCCCGCGUUCAACGACAGCAACAAGGACUCCUCGCCUCACUCGUUUGUCACAGACCAGGAGAUCCUCACCAUUGUCACGAUCUACUAUCUCACCAACACGAUCCAUACCUCGUUCUUGCCCUACAAGGAGUCGCUGCACUUCUUCAUUAGUCCGGACUGGAAACUGUGGCAAGCGGCAAAGGACACGCCGUUUGGCUUUUCCAACUUCCCCUACGAGCUUGCUGGAGGUCCCCGGAGCUGGCUCUCAAAGUACAAGCUCAAUUGGCAGUUUUACAAGAUGCACGAAUAUGGCGGUCACUUUGCUGCUCUGGACAAUCCGGACGUACUGGUGCAAGACAUGCAAGAGUUUGCCAAUCAGCACUGGCCUGGUCUGUAG
Molecule: messenger RNA, 1326 nt
Organism: Sporisorium graminicola
Lineage: Eukaryota; Fungi; Basidiomycota; Ustilaginomycetes; Ustilaginales; Ustilaginaceae
Exons: 2
Coding region: 1-1326 (441 amino acids)
Biological process (GO): epoxide metabolic process
Molecular function (GO): epoxide hydrolase activity
Source: RefSeq, a predicted model, not a curated record